UGCUCGGGCACUAGGGUUUUUGAGACCCAAGGAUUUGUUUAUCCCAUCGCUCCAUUGGCGUUUAAACAAGAAACGCUUAUUUCCUCCCCCCCAGCAAACUGAAAUGACUAUCGAAAGAAGAAUGCCGUCAAAAAUUCUACUGUCGAAACCUCAUCUUCCCGUGGAAACAACCCUUGCCAUCCUCUCCUACAUUUCCCUUGCUGACCAUUUACCCUUCCUAAUAGCUUCUCGCAGCCUGCGGGCAGCCGCCUUGUCCUCUCUCGCAGAACGUCUUAGCAGACGAUCAACGACAUUCGACAAACUACCUCGAUUCAACAUUCUAUUUCCAACUGGGAACUGGGGGGCAAUUUUGUACACAGAAUUUUGGUGUCUCCCCGUAGGUUGCCCAUCCCAAUACGGUUGUUCGGAGGACGGCGUCAAUGAGUGGCUCACAAAGCCAGUAUGGAGUCCUAAUAAGCGAAAGUGGCGGUUGAUAGCAGACAGAAAGCGGCCCACCAUCAUUCGCUUGCACAAGGACACUGGAUGCGAGAGUCGUCUGCUCACCUUUUGGAAUGGCGUCUCGCCUCAUUCUGCAACUUACGCACAUACUGCACCGUCAUGCGGCGGAUUCUUGACGAUGCUACCAUCUCAUAGCUCCCAGAUCAUAGGUUUUAGUCGGGUCGUCACCACCUCCCCCGGCCAAAACAACUUUCACCGAGUCAAAUGUGCCCGCUUCUCUGCUGUCUCUGGUGGGCGACAUACGUUGACAUCAAAUGACGGAUCGAUCGAGAUCGUUUUGCAUGUUGAGCCAUCUCCACAAGAACCCGGAAAUCAAUUGCUGAUGUUUGUGACAGAGGUGUAUGUGACAAGUGGAGUCCUCUUGAGUUCGACACCGGACUUGAACAUCAAUGCAAAGAUAAAUGAGAAGCGUACUGCGCAAGAGAACCUAUUCACCGAUAUAGGGCACGCCCUGCUCCCCGACAUAACAAAAGCGCCGUACAGCAAAUCAGCUGUGCAUAUGGAUCAUGUGGGAUGGCACCCUUCAAAGAUGGAAAGUAGCACCUGGUGGGCGCAUGUAUAGAGUGAAAGAGCCAGAAAUGUGCGUGUAGGAGAUUGAUAUUAGGGUAGACUCUUGAGAAAUGCAUCUGCCUAUCAAAGGCUGGGGUUGUAAUGGAUUUGGUGAUGGCGUACGGCUGUUUCGCGGCCUUUUAUAAGCUUGAUGAAUAUAUCCGUUUGACGUAAAUAGCUGCAAGGACAGAUGGCUGAAGCUAGUGAAAAGAAUAUAUAUACCAAGAAC
This is a messenger RNA of Spizellomyces punctatus DAOM BR117, 1276 nucleotides long. RefSeq lists its product as uncharacterized. The record is from RefSeq and is a predicted model, not a curated record. Lineage: Eukaryota; Fungi; Chytridiomycota; Chytridiomycetes; Spizellomycetales; Spizellomycetaceae. The transcript has a single exon. The coding region runs from base 104 to 1060 and encodes 318 amino acids.